Messenger RNA from Bursaphelenchus xylophilus (pine wood nematode), 1050 nucleotides. Lineage: Eukaryota; Metazoa; Nematoda; Chromadorea; Rhabditida; Aphelenchoididae. The record is from the annotation of a GenBank genome assembly.
AUGAUAAAACGAAUUUUUGGACGGAAAAAUCUCCGGAAAUCGAAAUCCGUCCAAGAAGAUUCGACCGAUGUAAUCCAGGCAGGGACCAGUAAUGGGGGUCCACACUUAGCCCCAAGCAAAACAUUCGAUGCCUCAAGGUAAACGUUUUCUUUUAAUCACCAAACCUUCUCCAGAGGGUAUCGAGUCGAAGAAUGCAGAAGUUUUAUGGAUGCCACGUCUUCAGCCGGCGCUGAAAAUGCGCGUGCUGACCCGGAAUUAGAUCGGGCCAUGAUGCAGACGAUCACAGACGUCAAAUACGUCAAGCGGAGGCCCAAGUUCACGGCUGUGGGUAAGUGACAACUGACCUCCCUCCUAUUUGCAGUCGAUGCCAACUUUCAGAGGCAAUGCAUUGAGGCGCAUAAUUUGGUCAGAGAAAAGUACGGUUCCCCCUCCCUUAUAUGGAGUCAGGAACUGGCCGAUCUGGCCAAAAGUUGGGCGACAAGCCUGGCCGAUCGGGGGCGCGUAAUGUAUCCAGAACUUCCAGGUACUCACUCCAUCGAGGUGUAUUUAACCUUUUUCCUAGGGAUUGGAGAGAAUAUCCAUUUGGUGAUCCACGAAACGGGAAAUCAUUUGACUACGGGAAGCGAGAUCGUCGCUUUAUGGGCCAAAGAGGCCGAUUAUUUUGACUUCGAAAAUCCCCAUUGGAGUCUGAGUGAGACCUCUCGAGGGUGAUGUGAACUAAUGUAAUUGUUAUUGCAGAGUGCAAAAACUUCACCCAGAUGAUUUGGCAGUCCUCGAUUGAAUUGGGAGUGGCUCGGCACUGGAAUACGGCCAAGAAUUGCUUGGCCAUUGUCGCGUUUUAUCGGCCCGGAGGCAAUUCCAAUACGCCGGGUAAGUGCCCCCAGGGCCUUUAAUUGGCCUUAUUUAGGCGAAUUCGCGCACAAUCUCCCAGCCCGAAAUGCGGUCCCGGCCGAUGCUCGCUCGGCCACGCAACUAGCCUCGAUUCUCCAUUCCAUGAACCGGUGCGAUCUCUCUGACGUCACCUUCCGUUCAGAUCCUCCUCGAUCAUAA